This is a messenger RNA of Fusarium proliferatum ET1, 1701 nucleotides long. RefSeq lists its product as uncharacterized. The record is from RefSeq and is a predicted model, not a curated record. The transcript has 3 exons. Gene Ontology annotation, molecular function: dipeptidyl-peptidase activity. Lineage: Eukaryota; Fungi; Ascomycota; Sordariomycetes; Hypocreales; Nectriaceae. The coding region runs from base 1 to 1701 and encodes 566 amino acids.
AUGGCCACUCGAUUCGAGAAAACGUCAUCUGACGUGGAAGGCUACACCCGUAUCAAAAACGAGCUCAUUGCCAUGCGCGAUGGUGUCAAGCUUUGUGCAGAUGUUUUUCUUCCCUUCUCAGCGUCCAAGGUCGGCGAAAAGGUCCCAGUUAUUUGCAGUCUCGGACCUUACGGCAAGGAUGUCCACGCCUCAUCGUUUGGAUUGCCUCAAACAGAUAUUUACACCGAAAUGUAUAAACACAUCAAGCCGUUGGGGCCAGAUGCGUGCUUCGAGCUAUGCGAACCGCUCAUAUGGUGUCAGGAGUACGGCUACGCUCUCCUCCGUGUCGAUGAGCGUGGAAUCGGUAAUAGUGAAGGACGGCUGGAUCCUUUUGGUUUGGAAAGAUCGGUGAAAAUUCAAGCUGACGCUCAGGGCCAAGAUCUUUAUGAUGUGGUGGAGUGGGCUGCUGCUCAAGACUGGUCUAAUGGCAAGGUAGCAUUUUCAGGCAUCAGCUACUACGGUAUGGUAGGAUACUUUACCGCUAUGCAGAAACCUCCACAUUUGACAUGCGUCAUGUCGUAUGAAUCGGCCUGUAGUCUCUACCAGGCUGGUCGUCGCGGGGGUAUCUACAGCCACAACUUCCAAUCCCAUUGGUACAACAACAUCGUUAUACCUAAUCAACGAGGAGCUCGAGAUGGGACACGAACGAAGGAGGAGCUUGCGGCCGAUCGAGUGGACUACCCCAACCUCCUAGCAACAUACGAGUACCCUGAUCAAGGCCCCGUUGCUUUUGUGGAAAGUCUCAGAUCGCUCUCUGAUGUCGAAGUGCCAAUUUAUGUGGCCGGCAACUGGACCGAUCCAGAACUACAUCUUCCGGGUAAUAUACGAGCCUUCAAUGGAGUCUCUUCGAAGGAAAAGUGGCUUGAAAUGCAUACUGGGAAUCAUCUAGCUGCAUUCUAUGAGCCAGAUCAUAUUUCAUUGCAGAAGAAGUUUCUAGACUAUUUCCUCUUCGACAAGAAGGAUAACGGAAUGCUUGAGGUGCCUCGGAUCCGGCUAGUUCAGCACCAUGGUACCAAGACCCUAUACCGUGAAGACGAGACGUCUUUCCCGCCUGCCGAUGCACAAGACGUUUCAUUUUAUCUGUCUCAUCAGAAGAGAUUAUCUUUCAGUCAAUUGGAAGCGGAAAAGCAGCGAUUGUCCUAUCAGGGUUACAAAGAAAACAUCACCUUCACCCUUGAAACUCCAUUCGCCGAGUCUUUCGAAAUACUUGGAUCUCCAUAUCUCGAUAUUGAAAUCAGUACCAAUGCCGAGGACUUGGAUCUCUUCAUCUAUCUUCGUGCAAUUGAUGCGGACGGUGAGACAGUGGUAUUGAAGGGCAAUCAUGGCGAGCCUAUGGAUAGCUUCACCAGAGGCUAUUUUCGCCUAUCACACCGGGAUGAAGUUGCCAAGGAUUUCGAUAAGGACCGCGUCAUCUCCCAGCCUCCCAUUCCCAAGUCUGAAGUUGUUUCAGGUCACACAUACAGAGUUCUAGUGCCUAUCUAUCCGACAGCAUAUCUCUUUGACAAAGGCGAAACGCUUUCACUUGAGAUAGGCUCGGUUAAUACGUCGAGCACAAUUCCUCCCAUGCGCCACGAAGGGGGUGAUAGGGUUGCAGCAAGAUUUGAAGGCGAGAACACUAUUUUCUCUCACGGUCGUCUGGUAUUACCCCGUGUGAGACGCUGA